Messenger RNA from Cimex lectularius (bed bug), 2116 nucleotides. Its product is annotated as carbonic anhydrase 2-like. The record is from RefSeq and is a predicted model, not a curated record. The transcript is spliced from 7 exons. Lineage: Eukaryota; Metazoa; Arthropoda; Insecta; Hemiptera; Cimicidae. The coding region runs from base 160 to 1059 and encodes 299 amino acids. Gene Ontology annotation, cellular component: cytoplasm. Gene Ontology annotation, molecular function: carbonate dehydratase activity; zinc ion binding.
CGUGAUAAUAUCGCGCAGCCUCCCUCAGAGUGUCGGCCGCAGCGUUUCUCUGCGAUAAAGUGUUUAUUUAUCUCUUCAAGUGCUCUUUCGGUACUCUGCCCAUUGCAGUAUAAAUAGCUGCAACUGAUCGUGGGGGUGUUAAUCUGGCAAACUACCGGCAUGUGUCACCUCGCCUUCUUCGUCGUUUUAGCUUCGUUCCUGUCAGACGCGUUGUGCAAUGGGCAAGUUAGUUAUGACCAACACGGAACAGACUGGGGUGGUACGUGUAGUCGGGGGAAGCGUCAGUCUCCAAUUCCAUUUAGCAGGGUUGUAAAGAAUUACGAUCCAGAGUCUCAGGUUCCAUUUACCAUCAAUUACAAAAAUUCAAUAGUUUCCAUUCAGCCAAACGAUCAUUCUGUCAAUGCUAUCAUGGGUGAUUCGAGUAAUCGAAUUUUGGGCGGAGGACUCGAUGCUGAAUACAAGCUUAUGUCAUUUCACAUGCAUUGGCCAUCGGAGCACGCCAUACUAAACGAUGACGUACGGUCUAGUCUGGAAUUCCACUUCGUCCAUAUCAAAAGUAAAUACAAAGAUGUCCCGUCCGCUCUAGCAUCGAACGAUGGCAAAGCUAUCGCCGUGCUCGGCGUCUUUUUUGACGUUGGCAAGAAGGCGCACAAGGAAGUGCAGAAGCUCAUCGACGAAACUGAUAGAAUCAAUAAGGCCGGUGAAAAAGUAGGAAACAAUUCGGGGAUUAUAAUAAGGAAUCUUCUACCCUCGGAUAUGGACAGGUAUUACAGAUACGAAGGAUCUUUAACGACGCCGCCAUGCUCAGAAGCCGUCGUUUGGACCCUUUUUACGGAAAGGCAGACAGUAUCGCAAGAACAGGUCAACUGGUUCCCGAAUGUCGUUCUGGAAGGAAAACCUCUUAAGGAGAACUACCGCGAGAUGCUCUCCGAUCGGCACAGAAAAAUCUACGGUGUCGGCAUAAUAGGCAUUGAUUACACUGAUGACUUUGGGGAAGCGACGCUCAUCAGGGCGUCUAUGCUGCCUUUCCUCUUCGUCAUAGCUCUAUUUUAUAUCUAAGGGCCAUUUAUUAUAGGCGCAUUGCCAACGGUCGACAUGUACUAGUCAUUUUUAAUUGUAUAUAGACUAUAAUUUAAAAUCGAUUAGAAUGAUUUAAAGAUUAGCUUGUACACAGGGCUACAGGAAGUAAGGUCCUUUCCAACCGAAUUAUAAAGCUAAAGGGUCAUUUUAAAAAAUUGGUUAUACCCUUUCAUAAAGAAAAAUCGACCCAAAUUUGUGGGUUAAUAAUGGAUCUUAGUUUAAUGUAACCAACUUUCGUUAAUCCGUUCGGUUUUAAACGGUACUUCCAGGUAAAGGCCAGUUAUAACCAUGAACCUCGCUUGUCUUCCGUUGCAAGUACAAAUUUAGAAAUUUACUCCAAUUUAUUUUAUGAGGUAUGUCAAUUUUUCUCUCUAAAAAAAUAAAUAUUUAAAUACGUGUAUUCCCUGUGUAAUACAUGCUUUGUUAUAGGCCAUAUUUGGGUCCUGUUAUUUUCGGUUUAAACCGUCUUAAACUUUUGUAAUAAGUUUGAAAACUAUUUUUGGGUAACUAUAUCUUACGUGGGGGCAAUAUGAAAUUGAUGAAUAUUCUGAAGUACAAUCCAACUUGUUUCGUUAUAAUUAUUACGAAAAUAAUUUGUAUUAUGGCUAAAAAUUGAGAAGAUUCUUGCAAAUAAUUCGAAUAUAGACGUCUAGAAUAGCCUCAGAAUGACCGAUGUAAAUUUAUAAAAUAAAUUUCAUUUCUGGACUAUUUUUAAUUCGGCAUGACUCGGAUUACAAACAGCAUAAAUCGAAGCCUAAUCUAUCCGCAGUAGGUUAGUAAAAAUUGUUUUAUCAAUCAAGAUAAGCAUUUUUUAUCAAGUGAAAGAUAGAAAAAAUAGAUAUGACGAAUUGCUGAAUUACUGUCAAUAUCGACCUAAGGUUUGCAAUGAAUUUCGGCCAUUUCUUGGCGCCUGUAUUAUCUUUAUCUUGAAAUUCUAUACGAAAAUUCACACAGAACAUGUACAAUAAUGAUUACAUGAAUUUUAUUAUAGCAGAUUAUUUAUAAAAUUGUUUGUAAUAAAGGUUUUUAUUUUUUA